UCGUUCCUCUCUCUAUUGCAUAUACAUGUAGGAAGACAAUUUGUUCAUAUCAUUAUUGGAAUCAAAUCCAAGAGUAUAUAGCAAUAAUAUACAUAUAUAUUUUGCAGUUAUUAACCAUGUCUGUUACGGCAAAGAAAACAGUUUUGUCAGUGGAUCUACUUUGUUUAAAGUGCAGGAAGAAAGUAAUGAUGUUGAUAUCAUCCAUUAAGGGAAUAGACUCGAUAGUUCUUGAUGUUUCAAAAAACACAGCAACCGUAAUUGGUGAAGCUGAUCCUGUAUCCAUCAUCAGAAAGGUGAGAAAGUGUAGAAAAUCUGCACACAUAGUAAGCGUUGGACCUGCUAAAGAAGAAAAGAAAAAAGAUGACAAAAAAGAUGAGAAGAAAGACGAAAAGAAAGAUGAAAAGAAAGAUGAGAAGAAAGUUGAUGUUGUUGUUCCUUCAACUCCAAGAACAUGCCACAGAUGCGAUGUUUGGUAUGUCGUUGAUCAAGAUUACAUUAAUCCUUGUAACAUUUUAUAAGUACAUCGUUCACAAUAAUCAUAGGUUGUUCUUUGAUGUUCAUAAUAUUGUAUAUAACAAUGGCAUUUACGGA
Messenger RNA from Helianthus annuus (common sunflower), 591 nucleotides. Its product is annotated as heavy metal-associated isoprenylated plant protein 2-like. NCBI's taxonomy places the organism in Eukaryota, Viridiplantae, Streptophyta, Magnoliopsida, Asterales, Asteraceae. Bases 117 to 518 code for a protein of 133 amino acids. The record is from RefSeq and is a predicted model, not a curated record. The transcript is spliced from 2 exons. Gene Ontology annotation, molecular function: metal ion binding.